ACGACCUGUUCGAUGUAAGCCCUUUGAUAAGUCGUCAAUCCGAACAGCCGUGGCAACUUUCCACUGGUGGAACCAAGCAGGAUUCGCUCCAAAAUGCAAGGGAAAGGAACGUUCGGACUGCGAGGCAAAAGUCACGAAACCCAAAGGUAACACUCGGGGCAAGCUUCGCACGAAUACUUCGCAUCAUCUCGUUGUCCAAAGCAGAGUCUGUUAGGAAUAGCACCACCCCUUGGGAGAGGUAUGCUCUGGUUUUCGAGCCGACAACAUCCUACGUCUCGUUGGCCAUGACGGAGCCCAUGCAUUUUGCUCCAGGCCGAAGGAGGAAACGUCUUUCUCGGCACACGUCUUUCCGAACGUUGAUAUGGAUCUCGAGCGUGCUCUUGCUCCACUUUAGAGUUGCAUGGGUCAUAGCGAGCAAAAACACCACGGAAAAAGUCUACCGCUUCGGCAUCAUGCCCAAAUCUACCAACAAUCGAUUUUACGAUCCCGUUAGAGAAGGGUGCGAGGCACGGGCGGCUUCGUACGACAUCAACGUGCUGUGCGACUGGGUCGGACCGGACUGGGAGGAUUUGACUGGCAAGGCCCAGGCUUCCGUCCUCAACACCUUGAUCGACGCCAAACUUGCGGGUGAUCCGGAUGCCUUGGACGGUAUUGCUGUUGCCGUAGUCAAUGAAGACGCCUUACAGGAACCUUUUCAACGGGCACUUGCGGCAGGCAUGUCCGUUAUCUGCUUCGACAGCGAUUCAUUCAAAUCCUCUCGUCAAGCCUACGUCGGGACCGACAAUUUUGCCUUUGGUGAACAACUCGGUAAAGUUUUGUUGCAGCUACGACCGGAAGGGGGAGUCUUUUCUGUAGCGACCUUUAGAGGGCCGAAUUUGCUUCAACGGGUCAGCGGAAUACGAUUUGCGCUCGAAGGAACGACCUGGAAAGAGUUGCCGGACUCCAUCUUGUACGAAGAUAUCACAAAACCCGAAUUGGGCCUUCAGCACUUUGAAGAUCUCAAGCGAUCCAAUCCCGAGCUCGGGGCGAUCGUACCGACAUUCGGAACCUUCAUGGAAGAAACGUCUCUUUGGAUGAAUCACGUGAAUAGUCGUGACGAUAUGACUUUUGUUGUGGCGGACGCUUUACCACAUCAAAUUGUACUCAUGGAACGAGGGUUCGCCGACGGACUAGUGGGGCAGUUGCCUUACCAAUCGGGAGAGUUGUGUAUCGAAACUAUGUUGGAAUUACAACAGCAAGGCAAUCCGCCACGAAUGGAGAACAACGAUUUGCUGUUUGGGACAAACCUGUCCUUUUUCCUACGUAUUCCACUUAUUUUGCCCGAUCUGAAGGUUGAUAUGAAUUAUGUGGAAAACUUUCGAAUCAUUGGAUAUUCGAGUGUUGGUCUUCUAUGGGCGGCCACCUCAGGGGUCACCGCUUGGGUCGUGUACAACUGGAAAACCCGUAUCGUACAAGCGUCGCAGCCCAUUUUUCUUCUCAUGAUUGUGCUAGGCGUGUUCAUUAUGAGUAGCUCAAUUAUCCCCAUGGGAAUAGACGACCAGCACAAUUCUACGGGUGCUUGCACAGCUGCGUGCAACGCAACUCCCUGGCUAAUUUCCAUGGGUUUCUCAAUGACUUUCUCGGCGCUUUUUAGCAAACUUUGGAGAAUCAAUCGGCUGAUCCAGUCGGCCCAGCGCUUCAGCAAAGCUAAGGUCACUGUUCGGGAUGUGAUGCUUCCAUUUUGCAUUCUCAUGGCUGCAAACUUGACCAUUCUAAUUUGUUGGACGGUGAUUGAUCCGCUACAUUAUACACGCACCGAUCAUUUGGGAACAGAUCCCUGGAAUCGGAUCAUUUCAACGUAUGGAAGCUGCGAAAGCGCCGACGGGGAUCGGUCGCUGCCGUAUCUCGUAUCGUUGGCGGUUGUGAAUUUUGGUGCCCUUGCUGUGGCCAACUUUCAAGCUUACAAAACCCGGCAGAUUCGUAGCGCAUACAGCGAAUCUAAAUACGUCGGCGUUGUGGUGGCGAGCAUGACUCAAGCCGGUUUGGUGGGUCUACCGGUGCUUCUGCUCGUUGAUGAAGCACCACAGGUCAAGUAUCUUGUUCGUGUACUGCUGGUGUUUGUUAUUUGCUUAGCCAUCCUGGGAUUUAUGUUUGUUCCUAAAAUUCUGCAUCACCGACGCGAAGAGGAAACCCAGAUGCAAUCCAGAGUUUCAGUAUCGUUUGGUCCAACGUCGUACCUCCAAGAUGACUCCGGACCUGCAAGUGGACCCUUUCCGAGACGGUCGUCAUCCCUAGGAAGCGGAGAGUUUCUUCGCAGCGGGUCUGCAUUGGCUCGGAAUUCCUGCGUUUCUUCUUUGGGAUGGAAUUCUGCCGGACGAAGUCCUUCCGAGGCGGAGCUUGGGGACCUCUUAUACACCAGCGUAGCCGACAUUCGUCUUGCGGCCGAAGCGGCCCAGGAAUUUGCUCGUAAGCUUGACGCACAGGAAGAGAACGAUAUUGAGAAUCAAAACGAAAGGCGCUCCGAUGAGAGCAAGUCAGAAGUUGGACAAGCUUCUUCAUCAGAUAGUCUUGGUUUCGCUAAUAGUCGAAUAACCGCUUCAAAUGGCCAAAUUCAGAAUCACGAUUCUAAAGCCUAUACUGACGAUGUCGCGUUACGAACUCUCCUUUGCUCGGUAGAGGAGGAAAAACUCGACAUCAAGAGUUGAAGAAAUGGUCACAACCAAAACGGAGCAGCGCGUUGUCAACUUCGUACCUGACGGUGACAACAAGCGCAAUGCUCAGAUUUAGUGAUGUAUAACUACAUAUACAGAUUCUACUUUAUAGUCUGAAACCAGUUCCCUACGAU
This is a messenger RNA of Phaeodactylum tricornutum CCAP 1055/1, 2824 nucleotides long. RefSeq lists its product with no specific name. Gene Ontology annotation, biological process: G protein-coupled receptor signaling pathway. The transcript has a single exon. Bases 285 to 2684 code for a protein of 799 amino acids. NCBI's taxonomy places the organism in Eukaryota, Bacillariophyta, Bacillariophyceae, Surirellales, Neidiaceae. Gene Ontology annotation, molecular function: G protein-coupled GABA receptor activity. The record is from RefSeq and is a predicted model, not a curated record. Gene Ontology annotation, cellular component: G protein-coupled receptor heterodimeric complex; membrane.